UCUUCUCUCUCUUUCUCUCUCUCAUUACUUUUCUGUAUUCUGUCUCUCUGCUCUGCUACUUCUGCAUAUUGCAUUCAGUGAUUCCUUCCUCUCUUAUAAUUACUCUCUAUCAUUUCUCAGUCUUUUCCAAUGGAUGAGAGUUUAUAUGAUAUAUUUGAAGACAGAACAGACGAUGAUCUUUUUGCCAUUUUGGAGAGUCUAGAAAAUUUCACUGAUUUUCCUCUCAUUAACAACAACAACCAACCUGAAACUGUUAUUACUCCAAAAGAGAAUGAUUCAACUUCCACUUCUAGAUUACUGUCUCAGAAAUCAGUUUCUUCACAGCAAGAUUCUGAAACUGAAGUUGAAACUGAACACAAAAACAAGAGACAGAAACUUACACCAUCUUUGCUACAAGAACAGAUCAUUAACAGUGAUGGACAACAAAGGGUUUCUCACAUUACCGUCGAACGGAACCGAAGAAAGCAAAUGAAUGAACAUUUGUCUGUUUUAAGAUCACUCAUGCCUUGCUUUUAUGUCAAAAGGGGAGAUCAAGCAUCAAUAAUUGGAGGCGUAGUGGAUUACAUCAACGAGUUGCAACAACUCCUCCAAGCACUCGAAGCAAAAAAACAACGUAAGGUAUACACCGAAGUACUAAGUCCGAGAAUACUUUCAUCGAGUCCACGACCUUUGCCGUUAAGUCCCCGAAAACCACCGUUGAGUCCAAGACUAAACCUACCUAUUAGUCCAAGAACACCACAACCAAGUAGCCCUUACAAGCCAAGAAUGCAACAAAGCUACAACAAUAUCUUACUGUCACCUCUUGAUCCAUCUCCUACUACUUCUUCAUCUGCUUCAUCUGUGAAUGAUAAUAUCAAUGAACUUGUGGCUAAUUCUAAGUCUCAUGUUGCUGACGUGGAGGUGAAGUUUUCAGGUCCUCAUGUUUUGUUGAAAACUGUUUCUCAAAGAAUUCCAGGACAAGCUUUGAAGAUUAUAUCUGCGCUGGAAAAUCUUGCACUUGAAAUACUUCAUGUUAACAUUAAUAGUACUUCUGAUGAUACUAUGUUGAACUCAUUCACUAUUAAGAUUGGAAUUGAAUGCCAGCUGAGUGCAGAAGAAUUGGCUCAACAAAUCCAGCAAACAUUCUGCUAAAAAUGCAUAUGUCUAGUGGACACUCCUUACCAAACAUCACUCUCUUUGUUAUUGCUUAAUGUAACGUUGUAUGUACAAGUAACAGAGUACGUGAAAAACUCAUUUAUUUUACAAGCAUCUCAUCAUCAUUUUUCUUUUGUUUUUUCCUUAACUACAGUAUAGCAAGUUAGUCAUCAUGAGUAUAAGCUAGCUAGCUAGUACUAGUAUACAGGGACUGUCUUGUAAUUCAACAUCUUCAAGCUUUUGUUUUAUCUUUUUUUUCUGUUUGUCAUUUUAAACUCAGUUGUUACAUCAAAUUUUGGUGUCUGUUCCGUUUGGGAUUCUACAAAGAUUGAUGUACAAAUAAUAUUUCAUGAUAAUAAAUUAAACUCA
Messenger RNA from Vicia villosa (hairy vetch), 1503 nucleotides. Its product is annotated as transcription factor SPEECHLESS-like. Gene Ontology annotation, biological process: stomatal complex development; guard cell differentiation; positive regulation of DNA-templated transcription. Gene Ontology annotation, molecular function: DNA-binding transcription factor activity; protein dimerization activity. Gene Ontology annotation, cellular component: nucleus. NCBI's taxonomy places the organism in Eukaryota, Viridiplantae, Streptophyta, Magnoliopsida, Fabales, Fabaceae. The record is from RefSeq and is a predicted model, not a curated record. The coding region runs from base 130 to 1131 and encodes 333 amino acids. The transcript is spliced from 3 exons.